ACGUGCCUUCCCCGAGAGCCGGCCCUGCGCCGGCCGGGCGCUCGCGCAAUGAACCAGAGCCCGGUGUUCGCGCCCCGCAGGGGCGGCUCUCCCCGGCGGGCGGCUGGAGCCGGCGCGCGGCGCAACGAGAGCCAGGACUACCUGCUCUUGGACUCGGAGCCCGGAGAGGACUGCUGCCCUCAGCCCCCGCGGCCGGCCUACGGCUACUACCCCUGCCUCCGAGACACCGACAAUAGGCUGGCCCAUCGGCGGCAGACGAUUCUCCGCGAGAAGGGGAGAAGGUUAGCUAACCGGGGACCAGCAUACAUGUUUAAUGAUCACUCAACAAGCUUAUCUGCUGAGGAGGAACGUUUUUUAGAUGCUGCUGAAUAUGGCAACAUCCCGGUGGUGAGGAAGAUGUUGGAAGAAUGUCUUUCGCUGAAUGUCAACUGUGUGGAUUACAUGGGCCAGAAUGCCCUGCAGUUGGCAGUGGCCAAUGAGCAUCUGGAAAUCACAGAACUGCUUCUCAAGAAAGAAAACCUGUCUCGCGUUGGGGACGCCUUGCUUCUCGCUAUUAGUAAAGGUUACGUUCGGAUUGUGGAAGCCAUUCUCAGUCAUCCAGCUUUUGCAGAAGGCAAGAGGCUAGCCACCAGCCCCAGCCAGUCUGAACUCCAGCAAGACGACUUUUAUGCCUAUGAUGAAGACGGGACACGGUUCUCUCAUGAUGUGACGCCCAUCAUUCUGGCUGCCCACUGCCAGGAAUACGAAAUCGUGCACACCCUCUUGCGGAAAGGUGCUCGGAUUGAACGGCCUCACGAUUACUUCUGCAAGUGCAGUGAGUGCAACCAGAAACAGAAGCACGACUCCUUCAGUCACUCCAGAUCGAGGAUUAAUGCCUACAAGGGCCUGGCAAGUCCAGCUUACCUGUCACUGUCUAGUGAGGACCCAGUCAUGACCGCUUUAGAGCUGAGCAACGAGCUGGCGGUGCUGGCCAACAUUGAGAAAGAGUUCAAGAAUGACUACAAAAAACUGUCAAUGCAGUGCAAAGAUUUUGUUGUUGGACUCCUUGAUCUGUGCAGAAAUACUGAAGAAGUGGAGGCCAUCCUGAAUGGGGACGUUGAAGUGUGCCACAGUGGGGGAGAUCACGGUCGUCCAAAUCUCAGCCGUCUAAAACUAGCCAUUAAAUAUGAAGUAAAAAAAUUUGUAGCUCAUCCAAACUGUCAGCAGCAGCUUCUGUCCAUCUGGUAUGAGAACCUGUCCGGUCUACGGCAGCAGACGAUGGCAGUGAAGUUUCUGGUGGUCCUCGGGGUGGCUGUCGGAUUGCCCUUCCUGGCUCUCAUCUACUGGUUUGCUCCGUGCAGCAAGAUGGGGAAGAUUAUGCGAGGACCAUUCAUGAAGUUUGUAGCACACGCUGCGUCCUUUACCAUUUUUCUGGGACUGCUAGUCAUGAAUGCAGCUGACAGAUUUGAAGGCACCAAACUCCUUCCUAAUGAAACCAGCACAGAUAAUGCAAAACAGCUGUUCAGGAUGAAAACAUCCUGCUUCUCGUGGAUGGAGAUGCUCAUUAUAUCCUGGGUAAUAGGCAUGAUAUGGGCCGAAUGUAAAGAAAUUUGGACGGAAGGCCCCAAGGAAUACUUGUUUGAGUUGUGGAAUAUGCUUGAUUUUGGUAUGUUAGCGAUCUUUGCGGCAUCAUUCAUUGCAAGAUUCAUGGCAUUUUGGCAUGCUUCCAAAGCCCAGCGCAUCAUUGAUGCAAAUGAUACUCUGAAGGACUUGACCAAAGUCACAUUGGGAGACAAUGUGAAAUAUUACAAUUUGGCCAGGAUCAAGUGGGACCCCUCUGAUCCUCAAAUCAUAUCUGAAGGUCUUUAUGCAAUUGCUGUAGUUCUGAGUUUCUCAAGAAUAGCUUAUAUUUUACCAGCCAACGAAAGCUUUGGACCUCUGCAGAUAUCGCUUGGGAGAACAGUGAAGGACAUCUUCAAGUUCAUGGUCAUAUUCAUCAUGGUGUUCGUGGCCUUCAUGAUUGGGAUGUUCAACCUCUACUCCUACUACAUUGGUGCAAAACAAAAUGAAGCUUUCACAACAGUGGAGGAGAGUUUUAAGACACUGUUCUGGGCUAUCUUUGGACUUUCUGAAGUGAAGUCAGUGGUCAUCAACUAUAAUCACAAAUUCAUUGAAAACAUUGGUUAUGUUCUUUAUGGAGUCUAUAAUGUCACAAUGGUCAUUGUUUUGCUCAAUAUGCUAAUUGCAAUGAUCAACAGUUCCUUCCAGGAAAUUGAGGAUGAUGCUGAUGUGGAAUGGAAAUUUGCAAGGGCCAAACUUUGGUUUUCCUACUUUGAGGAGGGAAGAACUCUACCUGUUCCUUUCAACCUGGUGCCAAGUCCAAAGUCCCUGUUUUAUCUCUUACUGAGACUUAAAAAGUGGAUUUCUGAGAUGUUCCAGGGCCAUAAGAAAGGUUUCCAGGAGGAUGCAGAGAUGAACAAGAGAAAUGAAGAAAAGAAAUUAGGAAUUUUGGGGAGUCACGAAGACCUUUCAAAAUUACCACUUGACAAAAAACAGCUUGGGCAUAGUAAACAAUCAAGUGUGAGGAGCUCAGAAGAUUUCCAGUUAAACAGUUUCAAUAAUCCUCCCAGACAAUAUCAGAAAAUUAUGAAGAGGCUCAUUAAAAGAUAUGUACUACAAGCCCAGGUAGAUAGAGAGAGUGACGAAGUGAAUGAAGGGGAACUGAAGGAAAUUAAACAGGACAUCUCAAGCCUCCGCUAUGAACUCCUUGAAGAAAAAACUCAGAAUUCAGAAGACCUAGCAGAACUUAUUAGAAAACUUGAGGAGAAAUUAUCAAUGGAACCAAAUCAAGAGGAAAGCAAUAGAUAAUGCAAAGACUUCCUUUAAAAAUCAUAUUUAUUUGUCCACUUGAAGCCAUAUUAUCUUCCAAUUUAUUUUUUUAAGUGACAGUGUGACCACCUUUUAAACAAGAAAAUGUCCAAAGAUAACUUGGAUCAUCCCAUCAUCCGAAACCCUAAUAUUUAAUAUUUUUGGUCAUUGAAUUUCAUUGUUCAGGCUAAAGUUUUCAGAUUAUGAUGGGAAUUGUGCCUGGUUGUUUGACACUUGUUUUUAUAACUGCCUUCUUGGGUAUAACUAUUGUGAUGAUGUGAUUCUGUGUCGUGUCUGCUUGGGGACACUCUCUGUGCAGCAUUUCUCUUGAAGGUCACUUCAGGUAACUUCUUGCCUGCUUUAUGGGUCCCCUGAUGGUGACUUCCAGCCCUGAAACCUAGGGAAAGAUGAUCUAUGGCUAUUUGGAGAAUGCUGUUUAAUCAUCUACUCUGCUUGGCCCCCACAGACUAUGAUUGGUAAUAUCUGUGCAAAAUGCGAUUAAAUCUUUCCUGAACUUUCUGACUCAUCUCACUGAAAAUGUUACACUUAACAGUGAAAAAGUGCUUCCUCUACUGAGCUCUGGAAACAUGGUUUAGUUUGUGUGCAUGCGCGUGUGUGUGUGCAUGUGUGUUUCUGCACUCACACAUGAGUGCGUAUGAGAUGCUUGUCCUGUUUGCUUUUGCAGCCAGUACAGACUCUCGAAACCUCUUAUGGUUUCUUUUUUUUUUUUACUGUGACUUAAAGAUUAUUGGAGAACCCUUUAUUGGAGAAGUAUCAAAGUCACAAAUGAUUGCGGUGAUUUGGUCCAAUGAUAGCAUAGUUUUGUGCCAUUUCUGAGGGCAUUUACAGGGGAAGUCCCACAUUUGGCGUCGAGUAUAAAGAAAAAGAAGUGUGGAGGGAACUUGCAAAUACUUACCUGUCACUCUCAGUAUGUUCUCCCCUCCUGUCAAAAUAUAUCAAACAGGAAUCUGCAUUUGUACACAUUUGCGGGUGUUCUUACUGAUGAUUUGAGGCAAUAUCUAAAACAACACAGAGAGAAAUGAACGUUCAUCUGUUCGACCUGACAAACUGCCAACAUUUAAAUGACGCUGGGCAUUAACGGGAAGUGUUGCUUUAAACUCAAUAAAGGGAGGCUUCAAAUACAAAUUUUUAACUUCAUUCUAGGGAUAAAAUGGUCACAAAAGUCUAGUUAACCCCAACUUUGGCUAAAUUUAAAUCAAAGAAGCUUUAUGUAAUCAGAUCAGAAAAUACAUCUGAGAUUUUAUAUUCAGUGAUUUUGUAUUUGUGGGUAUUGUUUAUUGAGAAGUUACUUGUUAAUACAGUAAAGGUGUGCUUUCAAAUGUUUUGUGAUAAUAUUUGAAUCAGAAGUUGUAAAAACCAACCUCCUACCAAAGGCUCUGUCAGCACAUUAAAAUAACCCAACAUCCACAAAGUUUGUGUAGCGUGCCGAGCAAGAGGUUGCCCUCCCCGUGCCAAGGGGCGCUCUGGCCGCGAAUGGGCUCGACUCCAGAGAAUCAAGAAAACAUACUCAGAUUCCCCGGUGUCUUUAGGUCGGGCUGGCCUGACGAGAUACAGGUUUUAGGAAGUGCAACAGGCAUGAUUCUGGCUCUCCCAGUAAAAACACCACCAUCAGGUGCUGUCUCGUGACUCUGCAAAAUUAAUAUGUCCUCAAGUCAGUGGAUUCUCCUCAAAGUGCCGCUGAGUUGGCCCCUUUUCUAAUUUCUUUUCGAUUUGGACAUGAAAAGAGAAACCAACCAUUAUGUUAAGAAAGGCUUUAAAAAUUGCAACAAGAGCUUAAUUAAAGGCAUAUUGUCUGUCAAAGAUGGUUCUGAGCAUGACUACCCUUCGUGAGUCUCAAGGCCGUUGGCUGUAAAUCCUGUAUUCCUGUUGCAGUCAGCCUAACCUUUAAAAAUAAAGUGAUUCCUCAGUUGAAAUGUA
Messenger RNA from Leptonychotes weddellii (Weddell seal), 4785 nucleotides. RefSeq names its product transient receptor potential cation channel subfamily C member 6 (gene TRPC6). Gene Ontology annotation, molecular function: protein binding; store-operated calcium channel activity; inositol 1,4,5 trisphosphate binding. The record is from RefSeq and is a predicted model, not a curated record. Lineage: Eukaryota; Metazoa; Chordata; Mammalia; Carnivora; Phocidae. Gene Ontology annotation, biological process: regulation of cytosolic calcium ion concentration; calcium ion transmembrane transport; single fertilization. Gene Ontology annotation, cellular component: cation channel complex; plasma membrane.